AUGCUUCUCUAUCACCUCCUCGUAUCUGCGUUUUGCUUUUCUGUGGCCUUGGUGUCCGCGUGGAAGCUGCGGUCCAAGAGGAAGCGCAGCCCGCCAGGGCCUCCGGGGUAUCCUUUGGUGGGGAGCCUCUUCAGUAUUCCGAAAGAGAAGUCGUGGUCGAUUCACGACACCUGGUUGAAAGAAUAUGGCGACCUAGUCUAUUACGAAGUGUUGGGUCAACCUGUCCUCUUGGUUGGUUCCGCAAAGCGAGUCAAGGAUCUUUUCGACAAGAAGAACGCUAUUUAUUCGUCCCGUCCAAGGAUGCCUAUGGUCAAUGAACUUAUGAAAUUCGACAACACCUUCGGCACGUUGAAGUACGGCCCUCGAUGGCGCCAACUACGACGAGCCUUCACCGAAGUCUUCCACCCCAACGUCCUGCCCACCUACCACUCCACAAUCACCUCCCAGAUGAGCGGGAUGCUAACACGAAUGGCCUCGACACCGGAUCAGUGGGAGGAUCACCUCACCCACUUCUUCGCUGGCUCGAUCAUAGAAAUGACCUAUGGUAUCGAGAUCGAGAGCGUCAACGACCCACUCGUCAAGAAUGUACAAUGGGUUGUCGGUGGGGUCACCAUGGCCGCCGUCACAGUCAAAUACUUUGUCGACAUCUUCCCCAUCCUCAAAUACGUGCCGAGCUGGAUGCCUGGCACCGGGUUCAAACAGUUCGCCAAGAAGUUCAUUCAGAUGAACGACUUGAUCAAGGACGAGCCCUUUGAACGAGUUCUGAAAGCAAUGAAUGGGGAGGGUCCACCGGUGAAGCCCUGUAUUGUCUCUCGUCUCAUCGAGAACCUACCCGACGAAGAUGAUGAGGACAGGGAGGAUGAAGAGGAAGUGGCGAGGCUGAUAGCUGUCCAGGCAUGUCUCGCCGGUUUCGAGACUGUCAUCAGCGCAGCCAGAGCCUUUGUCUUGGCCAUGAUUCUCCAUCCCGAAAUCCAGAAGAAAGCACAGGAAGAGAUCGAACGCGUGGUUGAAGAGGGUCGAAUGCCUGACUUCAGAGACAGAAGUAAACUGGUAUACGUUAACGCCGUGAUCGCAGAAGUAAUGAGGUGGCAUACCAUUGCACCAUUCGCCCUUCCACACGCGACUUCAGAAGACGACAUUUACGAGGACUACUUCAUCCCCAAGGGUACCGUGGUGAUAGGCAAUACAUGGUCGAUCAUGCACGAUCCCGAAGAGUUCCCUGAACCCAUGGCCUUCAAACCCGAACGCUGGAUCGAGGACGGCAAGGUCAGUCGGGAGUGGCUCGAUUCGCCCAUCUUCGGCUAUGGAAGGAGAAUAUGCCCGGGUCGUCACACAAGUAUGGACAUGCUUUACAUGUUCGUCACAGCCAUGCUCGCUGGAUUCGAGAUGGAAGCACCCAAGGAUAGCAAUGGUGUUCCCAUCCAGAUAAUACCCGAGUUCACAGACAUGAUUCUUUCCCAACCUGAACCAUUCGACUGCGUCAUCAAGCCUCGAGGACUCAAAGCGGAAUUCCAAUUCGCGGCGUGA
Coprinopsis cinerea okayama7#130 is the source of this 1527-nucleotide messenger RNA. Its product is annotated as cytochrome P450. The coding region runs from base 1 to 1527 and encodes 508 amino acids. Gene Ontology annotation, molecular function: iron ion binding; oxidoreductase activity, acting on paired donors, with incorporation or reduction of molecular oxygen; monooxygenase activity. NCBI's taxonomy places the organism in Eukaryota, Fungi, Basidiomycota, Agaricomycetes, Agaricales, Psathyrellaceae. The transcript has 11 exons. The record is from RefSeq and is a predicted model, not a curated record.